Molecule: messenger RNA, 336 nt
Organism: Laccaria bicolor S238N-H82
Lineage: Eukaryota; Fungi; Basidiomycota; Agaricomycetes; Agaricales; Hydnangiaceae
Exons: 2
Coding region: 1-336 (111 amino acids)
Source: RefSeq, a predicted model, not a curated record
AUGUCAGAUGACUAUAUUUGCUACUUUACCAAGUCCGAGCGCGUUCUCUUGCGUACCACCUUCGCCCACCUCCUUCCCUUUAAACCAACGGUCAAAGAGCACCUACCUCUUCGCAACCCCCCACACCUACCGUCCUCUGCAGCAGGAACGUGUCUACACCUCCCAAACUUCUACCGCCUCCCUCGAGUGCAGUGGCCAAGUGUAUCCUUGGCCUUCUCCCGACUGACGAACGUUGGAAGGGCCUUUCCUGAGAAGACACGGAUGCACGGCUUCUUCGUCUCGAUGUAUGGUGGAGGGCGAAUUGAGAUGGAUUUUGAUGAUGAAUGUCACACCUGA